Molecule: messenger RNA, 1557 nt
Organism: Spirodela intermedia
Lineage: Eukaryota; Viridiplantae; Streptophyta; Magnoliopsida; Alismatales; Araceae
Source: the annotation of a GenBank genome assembly
AUGGCGUCUGCGACAGCGGUGAACAUUGGGAUGAUGGACCCGGCCUACUUCGUCGGGAGGAACCACAUCCUCUCCUGGAUCAACACCUCCCUCCGCCUCAACUUCUCCCGCAUUGAAGAAGUCUCUCUCUCUCUCUCUCUCCCUCUCCCUCUCUCCCUCUCUCUCUCUCUCUCUCUCUCUCUCCCUCUCCCUCUCUCUCUCUCUCUCUCUCUCUCUCUCUCUCUCUCUCUCUCUCUCUCUCCCCUCUCUCCCUCUCUCUCUCUCUCUCUCUCUCUCUCUCUCUCCCCCUCUCUCUCUCUCUCUCUCUCUCUCUCUCUCUCUCUCUCUCUCUCUCUCUCUCUCUCUCUCUCUCCCUCUCUCUCUCUCUCUCUCUCUCUCUCUCUCUCUCUCUCUCUCUCUCUCUCUCUCUCUCUCUCUCUCUCUCCCCGUCUCUCCCCCUCUCUCUCUAUCUCUGUCGCUAUGCUGACCAUGGGUGCGAUCCUUCUCCAGGCGGCUUCCGGCGCAGUGCAUUGCCAGAUGAUCGACAUGAUCCACCCGGGCAUUCUCCCAAUGCACAAGGUCAACGCCUGCCGCCACCUCCUCACCUUCCCCCCAAGAAUCAUCGUUUUUCCCUCGUCCCCUCCAGGUCAACUUCGAAGCCCACGCCGAACACGACAUGAUCCACAACUACAAGCUCCUCCAGGAUGCCUUCAACAAGCUUAACAUUCAGAAGGUCCCUCUCUCUCUCUCUCUCUCUCUCUCUCUCUCUCUCUCUCUCUCUCUCUCUCUCUCUCUCUCUCUCUCUCUCUAAACCCCGUUGGGUCAUCGGGCAGCAUGUCGAAGUGAACAAGCUGGUGAAAGGGCGGCCGCUGGACAACCUGGAGUUCCUCCAAUGGCUGAAGCGCUACUGGGACUCGAUGAACGGCGGGGCGGUCAACGGGUGGGGGCCCUCUUCCUCUCUCUCUCUCUCUCUCUCUCUCUCUCUCUCUCUCUCUCUCUCUCUCUCUCUCUCUCGCUCUGUGCCUGGGAUCCUCCUCAUUCCCCCCCCCGGUUUCUCUCUCUAGAACCUAUGAUCCCGUGGAGAGGCGGAGCAAGCCCAGGAGAGAGCUCCGCCCCUCCAGAGCGCCCCUCCAGAAACCCCAUCGUGCCCCCCUCGACGACCAUCUCCAGCGGGAGAUCAGAUCCCUCAACGAACAGGUUUCUACCAGAUUUUAUUUGAUCUUCCAUCCUCAAAGUGUUUAUGUCAGUUUUUGAUGAGUGAAAGAACUCUGUUCGUGCUGGUUUUUUGACUGUGAUGGUUACAGAUUUCGGAGCUCGAGCUCUCGGCAGACUGCACGGAGAGAGACAGAGACCUCUACUUCGCCAAGCUGCGGGGCAUCGAGCUCCUCUGCAGGCGGCCCGAGCUGGAGAACCUAUCGGUGGGUGAUGAAGAGGAAGAUGACGAUCAUGGAUCCAGAAUUAGGGUUUCCCCACCGUUGACUUCUUCUCAUCUGGUAAAAGAUUCUCCCGCAGAUGGCGGCGGCGGUGCGGAAGAUCUUAUACGCCUUCGACGCCGCCGAGGGUUCUCUCCCCAGCUGA